CUCGGACAAAUGCAUACAAAUGCAUUUAGGAGCCCAACGGACAAGGAGUGGAAACAUUUCUCCCACAGAAAAAACUUUGUGCAUGAUUCCAGAACUUUGGCACAUCCAAGAAUUAGGCUAAUCAGUGAUGCGCAGCAAGAAGAACAUCCAGAUGACAAUUUACCUCAAGUAUACAAUGGUUGUACCCUACACAUUCCACAUGAGAACUGUCCUCCUCAUCUUUUCAAUAUGCACAGUAGUACUGUUUGCAAAAGAAAGCUCUCAAGUACAAGGUGUCGAUCUCCUUUAUCAGCUGGGCCUUGUAGGCAGCAAAGAGAGACACACUUUGGGGGUGACUUCUGUCCCAUCAUCCGCUCCAUCUCCACCUCCUCAAGGCAUCUUUCUCCCAGGAGCCGGAGUGGUUCUGAGGAGCGGCGUGCACAUUGAAAGCCCCAUCUCGGGGCUCCUCCCCACUGGGACUGGAGAUGAGUUCUCCAUUGUUGUGUGUUUAAGCUCCUGGCGAGUGAACAAUGCUUUCCUUGUGAGCAUCACGAACAGCAAGAACAGGCUGCAGUUUGGCAUUCAGCUCCUACCGAAGAAGGUGGUGGUUUACAUCGCGGAGAAGACAUCCGUCUACUUUAGGUACAACGUGCAUAAUGGGCGCUGGCACUCAUUUGCUAUUGGGGUCCGGCCGCGCUCCGUGUCCUUUCAUGCUGAGUGCGGAGGAGUGUAUUACAGUGAAGAGACACUUACUAGGCCUCAGAAGCUGGAUCCUGAUGGCCUGCUCACAUUAGGAAGGAUGAACUUCAGAGCAGUCCAGUUUGAAGCUUUGCCAAAUCAUAGAAAUAUUUCUGAAUCAGGAACAGCCUCCAUCCCCUCUACUGAGAGCUAUGAAGUACAAAACCAGUAUGUGGAAUCUAGAGCCUCUUUUCGUCCUGUUGCGAGGACUGAACUACCACUCUGGCCUUCGAACAUGACUGUAGACAGCUCAUCAGAAGGGUCUGCGAGUGUACAGGCUACACUGGACGUGUCUCCAAGCAGUACACCCUCUUUAGUAGGUGCUGAUGAAGCUGAAAUCAGGCUGCCUGAGCCUGACCAUGAAGUCACGUCACUACCCAAGAUCCCCGAUGCUACAGACAUUACCCCUGGCACAGCAGACAUUGUAAGACCAGAGCCCAGAAACAACAGCGGACCGUGGCAACCAACCAACGAACUGAUCAAAGUACAGCCAAAAAUCAGUAGCACUCUGUACAGGGAUUUCCUUGGGAACGAAAACCAAGUAGACGACUCCGACGAUCACAGCCUUGAAAUGGAGUAUGAUGUGGACAUGGGAAAUUAUGACUAUGGUUACGAAGAAGCGGAGUAUUCCCUCAAUUACGAUGGUCUCCAAGGAUCGAAAGGAGACCCAGGCCCUCCGGGUCCUCCAGGUCCUCCUGGCUUGCCUGGUCCUUUCGGAAGACGAGGACCUAGAGGCCCACCUGGGCUACCAGGAAACCCUGGACUUCCCGGUCUUCCUGGACCAAAGGGUUCCAAGGGUGAUCCGGGAAUAUCUCCAGGUCAGGCUCCCUCUGGAGAGAAGGGUGAUAAAGGUCCUCCAGGUUUGCCAGGCUCACCGGGUUUCCCAGGUCCAACCGGUCCAAAGGGAUAUCCUGGGCCACCAGGUCUGCCAGGUGUACAGGGUCCAUCAGGACCAUCGGGUAUGGCUGGGGAAGCAGGUUACCCUGGCAGGCAGGGUUCCGCUGGGCCAGAAGGUAACCCAGGUCCAAAAGGUGUUCGAGGUUUUAUUGGACCUCCUGGUGUUGCAGGACCACCAGGGCUGGAGGGAGAAAGAGGAAUCCCUGGCCCCACUGGGAAAAAUGGCCGAAAAGGAAGACAGGGUAUUGUCGGAGAUGCUGGUGAGAGAGGACCUCCUGGCCCAGAUGGAAAUGAAGGUCCUGUUGGCAGCACCGGAAUUGGAGGCUUUCCUGGACUGCGGGGUGAUGCAGGGCCCGAAGGAUCCCGUGGCCUAACAGGCAUAGUGGGACCUCAGGGCCUUACCGGAAGAGCUGGGCCACCAGGAUUGAAAGGUGAUAAGGGUGAUCCUGGAUUAAUGGGUGAGCCAGGAGAAUAUGGUUACCCAGGUGACAAGGGUGCGGUGGGAUUACCAGGACCUCCAGGCAUUCGAGGAAAACCUGGACCACCCGGUUUUCCUGGAGAUAUUGGUGUUCCAGGUCCCAAUGGUCCACCUGGAGUGAAGGGUCUUCUAGGUUCAAGAGGACCACCAGGGCCGCCUGGGCCCAAAGGACUUGAGGGUGAUGAAGGUCCCAUUGGCCCACCAGGCAGUCCUGGCCCUACAGGAAGACCAGGUCGGAAGGGCUAUGUAGGAGAGCCUGGGCUUGGAGGUCUGAGGGGAGAAACUGGGGAUCCAGGGAACCCGGGGAAAAAUGGACCACAAGGACCACUGGGCUUAAUUGGACCUGCAGGUGCAAUUGGAGUUCAAGGUGAAAAGGGCGACCGAGGUCCCACAGGUCCUUUGGGUCCUCCUGGGGAAAAGGGCUCCAUGGGAUACCCAGGAUUGCCAGGAAGCCCUGGUGAUGUGGGUCCGCAAGGUCCUCCUGGACCACAAGGUCAGAGAGGCGCAGCAGGAAUUCCAGGACCUAAGGGCAGAAGAGGGCCAAGAGGUCCAGACGGUCUUCCAGGAGAACCUGGGCCACAAGGUACAAAGGGAGAACGUGGAGUAAUGGGAAAGAAAGGAGAACCUGGAUUUAUUGGAAAGGCUGGCUUUCCAGGGGAAAGAGGUCUGCCUGGGAUUCCAGGGAAACCAGGAAUUCCUGGAAGUGCAGGAGAGAGGGGAGCAUAUGGAGAACCAGGACCCAGAGGACUCCCUGGGGAUCCAGGCCCAGAGGGUGAAACAGGCCCUGAGGGACCUCCUGGGCCAGAGGGGGAGCAGGGCCCAGUGGGGGAGCCUGGGUUCAAGGGAGAAAUAGGACCUGCUGGAAAUGAAGGAGAAAAAGGACAACAAGGAAUAAGAGGUCCGCCUGGACCAGUGGGUGAAGAUGGUGCUCAAGGAAAGGAUGGACCUAAGGGGAAAUCAGGAGACCGUGGGCCUAUGGGAGAACAAGGGGACAAAGGGGAUAUGGGAGACCCAGGGCUUCCUGGAAUUCCUGGGGAACCUGGAAAACGUGGCUUCCCAGGUCCAGAAGGAAAACAAGGACCUCCAGGUAACCGUGGCCGUCAUGGGAAGAAGGGUGACAAAGGGCUGACAGGAUAUGCUGGUGAGAUCGGAGCUCGCGGUGAUGCAGGACACCCUGGUGAAAAGGGACCAAAAGGUACAAGAGGAACCAGAGGACCUCUUGGCCAAUUAGGUGUGAUGGGUCCUGAGGGGCAGCCAGGUAUCAUGGGAUAUACGGGUCACAUAGGCAAUCCAGGGUCCAUGGGACCACCUGGCCCCAAAGGUGAAAAGGGUUACCCAGGAGAAGAUAACAAAACACCUGGACCACCCGGGCCCUUAGGUGAACCAGGUCCUGCUGGUGAACAAGGAGAGCGGGGAGAGCCGGGGGAUGGGGGCUAUCAGGGUCAUAUUGGCAUCGCUGGCCCUAGAGGUCUUAUUGGACAGCAAGGACCACCGGGAAAUCCUGGGGAACCUGGUGAGCAAGGACCCAAAGGAGAGAAGGGAAAUCAGGGGCUAAGAGGAAAGAAGGGAGCCAAAGGUCCUGCAGGCAGUGUGGGUGAAGAAGGAGCCUUGGGCCUACCUGGACCAAGAGGCAUAGCGGGUUACCCAGGACCUGAUGGUCCUCCUGGGCUUCCCGGGUUACCAGGGCUGCCUGGAAAAAGUGGAGAUGUGGGUCAGCACGGCACUGUUGGUAUUGAGGGGAAGGCAGGCCUUCCUGGACCCCGAGGUGAACCCGGACUUCCUGGCGUGACUGGAGAAAGGGGGCCCCCAGGUCAAAAGGGUGAACCUGGGCUGCCAGGGGAAAGAGGACCUCCAGGAAACAAGGGCUUAGAGGGCGUGCAGGCAGACCAGGGCAGGAAAGGAGAUGUUGGGAGUAAAGGACAGCCAGGAGAAUCAGGGGACCUAGGUUUCCGUGGUUUACAAGGAUUUCCAGGCCCAAAGGGUCCAGAUGGGGAUAUAGGUUUUACUGGUACACCUGGUCCUAGAGGUCCUGCUGGUAUUGUGGGAAGCACCGGACCCGCUGGUCCAGUUGGCAUGAUUGGGCCAGUGGGAAAGCCUGGACCCAGAGGCAGAAAAGGAAGCCAUGGAGAAAUGGGACCGCAGGGACCUCGGGGGAGUCCAGGACCUCCAGGUCCUCCCGGAGCUUCAGGUCCUGUGAAACAAAUGGAUCUUAAUACAGCUAUUCAAGCCUUGAUUGAGUCCAACUCUGCAUUGCAUAUGGAGAGUUACCAGAACACGGAGGUGACAUUGACGGAUCUCAGCACCGAAGUCCUUAAAACUCUGCGCUACCUGAGUGGUCUGAUCGAAAGCAUGAAGAAACCUCUGGGAACCCGCAACAACCCUGCCCGAUUCUGCAGGGAUCUGCUCGACUGCCAGCAACCCUUGUCAGAUGGAUGGUUCUGGAUCGAUCCCAACCUCGGAUGUCCGUCGGAUGCCAUCGAGGUCUUCUGUAAUUUUACUGCUGGUGGACAAACAUGUGUCCACCCGGUAGCCGCCAACAAGAUGGAGUUUGGCAUCGGGAAAGUUCAGAUGAAGUUUCUUCACUUGCUGAGCACGGAGGCGACGCAAAGCGUCACAGUCCACUCUCCGAGUGCUCCGGGGCCGAGCGCCACACGUGCGGGAAGCCAGCCGUCCGAUCUGCGCUUUAAGGGGUGGAACGGACAGACUUUUGACGCAAACACAUUACUUGAAACACGUGUGCUACUAGACAACUGCGAGACCGAAGACGGCCACUGGCACCAGUCACGCUUCUUGUUCCGAACUCAGGACAGCCACCAGCUCCCCGUAGUGGACUUGAGGGAGCCCGCUGGCAUCCACCUGGACCUACAGCAGCGCCGUCUUGAGGUGGGACCAGUCUGCUUUGUGUGAGGCCACCACCACCCCCACCUCGCUCGCUGCGGUCCCGUUCGGUGGAGAGACGCUCUUUGAGUCAUUUUCUGGAACGCACCCACAGGAUGGUCACCAGCAGAGCCCCAUGGAGACAGCUGCGGACCGUAGUGAUGUGAAAGAAUAGUGUCACUAGAGGGUUCAAGGCCCACUCUUAAAGGGGCAGCACAAAAAUAUAUACCAGUAUGCAUCAAAGUGUGUCAGUCUGAAAAGCGAAUGUUUUAUUUUGCAGUGUUCUCAGCGAAAUGCUCCCAGAACUCAGGGAGAAGCGAGUCUUCUCCUACCCAGCAGACUAUUGCGGUCAGCCGGACAUUGUAGGCU
Scleropages formosus (Asian bonytongue) is the source of this 5338-nucleotide messenger RNA. RefSeq names its product collagen alpha-1(XXIV) chain-like. Bases 128 to 4999 code for a protein of 1623 amino acids. Gene Ontology annotation, molecular function: extracellular matrix structural constituent. Gene Ontology annotation, cellular component: extracellular matrix. The record is from RefSeq and is a predicted model, not a curated record. Lineage: Eukaryota; Metazoa; Chordata; Actinopteri; Osteoglossiformes; Osteoglossidae. The transcript has 61 exons.